Molecule: messenger RNA, 1917 nt
Organism: Eimeria mitis
Lineage: Eukaryota; Apicomplexa; Conoidasida; Eucoccidiorida; Eimeriidae
Exons: 7
Coding region: 1-1917 (638 amino acids)
Source: RefSeq, a predicted model, not a curated record
AUGUCUAGGUGCAGCAGCAGCAGUAGCAGCAGCAGCAGCAGCAGCAGCAGCAGAAGCAGCAGCAGCAGCAACCCCAGCAUCAGCAGCAGCAGAACCACCAUCACCACCAGCAACAGCAGCAUCUCCACCGCUACUACCAGCAGCAACCACAGCAGCAGUAGCAGCAGCAGCAGCAGCAACACCACCGCCACUGGCAACCACAGCAGCAGCAACAGCAGCAGCAGCAACAGCAGCAGCAGCAGCAGCAGCAGCAGCAGCAGGUUUCUUACGGUAGAACCACCAUCACCACCAGCAACAGCAGCAUCUCCACCGCUACUACCAGCAGCAACCACAGCAGCAGCAGCAGCAGCAGCAACACCACCGCCACCGGCAACCACAGCAGCAGCAACAGCAGCAGCAGCAGCAGCAGCAGCAGCAGCAGCUGGUUUCUUACGGCUCUGGAUCGUAAAGGAACUGCAAGAGGGCCGGCAGCAGCACAGUGAGGCGGACACCCCCAGACACGGACUGUACAUACACCCCAAACGCAUACAACACAACACCCUCACCAGCAGCAGCAGCAGCAGCAGCAGCAGCAGCAAUUGCAGCAGCGACAGCAGCGGCGGUGUGUCAGCACAGCAGCAAGAGGGCCGGCAGCAGCACAGUGAGGCGGACACCCCCAGACACGGACUGUACAUACACCCCAAACGCAUGCAACACAGCACCCUCAACAGCAGCAGCAGCAGCAGCAGCAGCAGCAGGUGCAGCAGCAGUUGCAGCAGCGGCAGCAGCGGCGGUGCGUCAGCAACGCAGCAUGGGGAGCAGCAGCACAGCAGCAGCAAGAGCAACAGCAGCAGCACCACCAGCAGCAGUAGCACCACUAGGAGCAUCAAGAAACAGCAGCAACAGCAGCAACAGCAGCAACAGCAGCAGCAGCAGGCAGCAGCACAGCAGCAGCAAGAGCAACAGCAGCAGCACCACCAGCAGCAAAGCAGCUGCUGCAGUUCUCUCCUCUACGCUAGCAUCAUCAGCAGCAGACUGAAGCUGCUGCAGCAGCGGCAGCACGCGGGCCUCCACUGUCUCCUCCCCCAGACCAGGCGACAUCUGCAGCAGCAGCAGCAGCAGCAGCAGCAGCAGCAGCAACAGCAGCAGCAGCAACAGCAGCAGCAAGUUGCUUUGAACAAAUUAACAGGUCCCCGUCAGCAGCAGCAGCAAUCCAGCCGCAGAAGCAGCAGCAGCAGCAGUUUCAGCAGCAGCAGCAGUUUCAGCAGCAGCAGCAGCAGCAGCAGCAGCAGUAUGAUCAAAAGCAGCAGCAACAUCAGAAGCACAAGCAGCAGCAGCAGCACAGACAUCAUCAUAAGCAGCAGCACAAACAUCAUCAUAAACAGCGACAGAAGCAGCAGCAACAGCAACAGCAAGCAGCAGCAGCAGCAGUAUGAUCAAAAGCAGCAGCAACAUCAGAAGCACAAGCAGCAGCAGCAGCACAAACAUCAUCAUAAACAGCGACAGAAGCAGCAGCAACAGCAACAGCAGCAACAGCAACAGCAGCAGCAGCAGCAGCAACAGCAGCAGCACAAACAUCAUCACAAGCAGCAGCAGCAGCAGCAUCAGCAUCAGCAGCAACAGCAUCAGCAACAACAACAACAGCAGCAACAGCAACAGCAGCAACAGCAUCAGCAGCAACAACAACAACAGCAGCAGCAGCAGCAUCAGCAGCAGCAACAGCAGCAGCACAAACAUCAUCAUAAGCAGCAGCAACAGCAAGAGCAGCAGCAGCAGCAUCAGCAGCAGCAACAGCAGCAGCCCAAGCAUCAUCACAAGCAUCAGCAGCAGCAGCACGAACAUCAUCACAAGCAGCAGCAGCAGCAGCAUCAGCACCAGCAGCAACAACAACAGCAGCAGCAGCAGCAGCAUCAGCAGCAGCAGCAGCAGCAGCAGUAG